AACAGUGGCAGUGUGGUGACAUCCUCUCAUUCAUUUUCAUACACAGAGCUUAUUUUUCUGCAUUUAAGAUGGCAUGGUAACUGAGGGCAAAGUCUAGUAUAUUUUCACUUUUGGAUACUAUUUUACAAUUUAUAUAUGCAUAUUAUUUACAGAAGGAGUUGAGCCAAAUGACUAACAACGACUAUGAAAACAUCACAUUUGCAUACUCAGCCAUAUCAUAUGGUGCAGAUUUUGAUAUCUGUCUUCAUGAGGAGAACAAGAUAUUUGACCAAAUUUUUUUGCCAACCUUCUAUAGCAUAUUGUUUAUAGCCGGAAUGCUGGGGAAUGGACUGGUCAUGUUAGUGAUGCUGACAAAUAGGCAGAAGAUGCAGAGCACGGAUGUGUUUAUUGUUCAUCUGGCUCUGGCAGAUAUGCUCUUGGUUUCUACUUUACCAUUUUGGGCUGCACAAGCAACUUUUGGUUGGGUCUUUGGAGAGGGCCUAUGUAAAAUAGUUGCAUCCGUUUUCAAGAUCAACUUCUAUGCAGGUACUUUCCUCCUUGUCUGUAUUAGUAUUGACCGAUAUCUCUCUAUCGUGUAUGCUGUCCAGGUCUACAAUAAACACAAGAAGAACCACGUUCACUGGAGUUGCCUCACUGUAUGGUGUUUGUGUAUUAUUAUGUGUAUCCCUGAUGCUAUAUAUUAUUCAGUGUCAUUCGAAUCUCGCAUCAACAUGACUACAUGUGAACCAUUCUACCCUGAGAACCAUUCCAAGUCCUGGAAAGUGGCAACAACAUUUUUGUUCCAAAUCCUUGUCUUCUUGUUGCCUCUAAUUGGCAUGCUGUUCUGCUACACACAUAUUAUAAUAAGACUGCUAAGAUCUCAAAAGUUUAAGAAGGAGAGGGCAAUAAGGCUUAUAAUAGCAGUUGUGGUAGCUUUCUUCUUAUGUUGGACUCCAUAUAACAUUGUAGCUUUUUUAGACAUGUUCACUUUGCUGGAUAUAAUUAAUGAUUGCACUAGCACAAAUAACAUUGAUUUUGCAUUAUCCAUCACAUCCUGCAUUUGUUACUUGCAUUGCUGUCUCAAUCCUAUUCUUUAUGCUUUCAUUGGAGCAAAAUUUAAGAACAACAUGUUCAACCUGAUCUGUAAAACAAGACUAUGUCCGCAAAUUGUGGCCAAGCAUCUCAUGAGAAGGCAAACCAGUACAAAAUCGUCCACUUGGUCUUCUUCUGGAGAUACAACCAUGUCUGGGAUUUACUAGGGACUGCAUUUAUUGUGGCCUCCAAAGUCUGAUUUUGAGCUUAUCAAAAGCCAAAAAAAUUGUUCCAAAACAGCUAAACUAAUUAAAAACAGAGAGGAUCAUAGUCCAACCAUCUAUUCUUUCUGGACUUGAUGUCAACACAAUCUCACUGCUUUCUUGGUCACUGAAGUUGAAUAACUUUGGGUCAAUAUUGUGCUCUUCAGAUAUAUCGUGCUCUUCAUCUGGAGCUACAACCAUGUCUGGGAUUUACUAAGGACUGCAUUUAUGGUGGCCUCCAAAGUCUGUUUUUGAGCUUAUCAAAAUAAUUUAUUUUUUCAAAAACAGUUAAACUAAUUAAAAACAGACAAGACCAUAGUCCAACCAUCUAUUCUUUCUGAACAUGAUGUCAAUACAAUCUCACUGCUUUCUUGGUCACUGAAGUUGAAUAACUUUGGUCAAUAUAGUGCUCUUCAGAUAUAGACACAAAGAAAUACAAUUGGGCACUGGCUUCAACCACCAAAGGCUUCAACAAUAAGCAGCAUGUACACAAAGAGGCAGUUUAAAACCGAAGUUGAAUAAGUUGUUUGAUAACAAGACAGUUCCUAUAGAGAAGGGAGUCCAGUGUAGGUUCUUCCCACAAAGUAGCAUAGAAAACCAACUAAAGCUUUGACCCUUCUCUCCAGCCUCCCCCUAGCAGCUGCAUUAUUUGCCUCUAUAAUAAGUAUGCAAUAUAGUAUUAUAUAAAAAGCCUAUUCUAGUCAUUUUUCAACAGAUGGUAUACAUAAAUUUGAUUAUUACAAGUUGAUUAUUAGAAUUUAAAAAAACAAAAACAACUCACAGCUCUUGAAUGGUAAUGAUUCCUAUUGCGGAGAUCCAGCUGGGAACUUUAAGUGCAAUGCCCCCUGAGAAAAAAACUGUAUGUAAAAUAACUCUCUUCAAGAAAGAAGAAAGCUGUCCUUCUAAUGCUACUUAUGAGUGGCUAUCCUAUAAGUCAAUAUCAAACCCUUUAUGAGCUUUACUACUCAACUCAUUGAUAAACCAGUCAUGUUUCAAUAUUCUAUAAAAAAA
Messenger RNA from Bufo bufo (common toad), 2285 nucleotides. Its product is annotated as C-X-C chemokine receptor type 3-like. Gene Ontology annotation, biological process: G protein-coupled receptor signaling pathway; regulation of vasoconstriction; immune response. The record is from RefSeq and is a predicted model, not a curated record. Gene Ontology annotation, molecular function: angiotensin type II receptor activity. The transcript has 2 exons. Gene Ontology annotation, cellular component: membrane. NCBI's taxonomy places the organism in Eukaryota, Metazoa, Chordata, Amphibia, Anura, Bufonidae. The coding region runs from base 168 to 1238 and encodes 356 amino acids.